Messenger RNA from Perognathus longimembris pacificus (Pacific pocket mouse), 4181 nucleotides. RefSeq names its product tudor domain containing 3 (gene Tdrd3). Gene Ontology annotation, cellular component: nucleus. The coding region runs from base 1046 to 3277 and encodes 743 amino acids. The record is from RefSeq and is a predicted model, not a curated record. The transcript is spliced from 14 exons. NCBI's taxonomy places the organism in Eukaryota, Metazoa, Chordata, Mammalia, Rodentia, Heteromyidae. Gene Ontology annotation, molecular function: protein binding.
CCGAGAGGACUAACAAACUUUCCAGUAAGCAUCUCCCACCCGCAGCGCCUUCCGAUCGCUACUCUCUGAUUGGCUGUAGUGAGUUCAGGCUGUCCAAUCACACUGGUGCGUCCUCAGCGCCGCACGGCGGCGACGUCGCCGCGCAUGCUCACUCGGGGCCCAGCCGUGGGCUUCUGCCCUCCCGAGUGUUGUAGGAGGCCGGUGCCAAGCGGCCCGUGAGAACCGGGCCUGGUAGUGGCUUAGGCCAAGGUCGCAAGGCCACACUGGGGGAUGGAAUCGCCAGGCAGGAGGGCGACCGGAAAAACAAACGUGGACAGCACAGCCUGGUUCUCCUCUGUUUCCCAAAGUGCAGCCCAUUCACUUCCAUUGUGCGGUUAAGACCCUGGACCACCCGAGCUGCAUUCUUCUUAAGUCUUGGCAGACCGGAAGAAGUGAAUGGAGCUAGUCUUGACAACAAAGAAAACUUUUCUCCCGUGCAGAAUAGACUGGGGACACCUUUGAGUCGUCCUGCACCCAACGUGACCUGGUUAGCGCCGACCUGAGCCUCCCUUUCUAACUCUAGCGCUCUCCUGCCCUGUGGUGACCGGAAGCGCGGAACUGACUUUCUACAAAGAACCUCUCCAACUAGUUUCCCCAGGUGUGCAACUCCGAAAAAAGUGACCCAAAGAGCACGAGGAAGUCUCCGGAGGGGAGACAAAAGUCUGCGCAGUCCGGGUGUAGUAAACCGUCUUCCGGCUCCCAAUCCCGGACCGCGUCUCUCCGGCCGCGGCUCUCCCGGGCGCCCAGCAGCCUUCCCAGCCCACACCAGGCCGGCCCCUGCGGCCGCUAGGAAAACGCGGCGAGCGGAACCCGCACGCGGAAGCGCCGGCCGCACGGAGCAUGCCCAGUUGUAGAGCCGACCAGAGGAGUUUUUUUUUUUCUUUUUUCUUUUUCUUUCUUUUCUUUUUCUUUUCUUUACUAAAAUAAAUCUCAACUAGAAGGCCUCUCCUCACCCCCACUCUAGUCCCCCCCCCCCCCCCAGCACCUCCGGCCUAAGCAGCUAACCAUGGCCGAAGUCCCCGGCGCGGCGUUGUCCCAGGCGGGUUGGUAUCUUUCAGAGGAAGGCAUUGAAGCUUGCACAAGUUCUCCUGACAAAAUCAAUGUAAAUGACAUCAUCCUGAUUGCUCUCAAUACAGAUCUGAGAACAAUUGGAAAGAAAUUCCUUCCCAGUGACAUCAAUGGUGGAAAGGUAGAAAAGCUUGAAGGUCCAUGUGUUUUACAAAUCCAAAAAAUUCGCAAUGUUGCUGCACCAAAGGAUAAUGAAGAAUCUCAGGCUGCACCAAGGAUGCUACGUUUGCAGAUGACUGAUGGUCAUACAAGUUGCACUGCAGUAGAAUUUAGUUAUAUGCCAAAAAUAAGUUUGAACACACCACCUGGAACUAAAAUUAAGCUCUCAGGAAUUGUUGACAUAAAAAAUGGAUUCCUGCUCUUGAAUGACUCCAACACCACAGUUCUUGGUGGGGAAGUAGAACACCUUAUUGACAAAUGGGAGUUACAAAGAAGCUUAUCAAAACACAAUAGAAGCAAUAUUGGAACUGAAGGUGGACCACCUCCUUUUGUGCCUUUUGGACAGAAGUGUGUAUCACAUACCCAGGUGGAUAGCCGAGAACUUGAUCGAAGAAAGACAUUGCAAGUUACGAUGCCUGUUAAGACUACAAAUGAUAAUGAUGAAUUUGAAAAGCAAAGGACUGCUGCCAUUGCAGAAGUUGCAAAGAGCAAAGAAACCAAGACAUUUGGAGGAGGUGGUGGUGGUGUCCGAGGUAAUCUCAAUAUGGGUUCCGUUGGGAACCGAAAUAGGGAAGUUUCACAGAAAGAAAAGUCAUCCAAAGCAGAGGGGAAACAUGAAGGAGUCUAUAGAGAACUGGUUGAUGAGAAGGCACUGAAGCACAUAACGGAAAUGGGCUUCAGUAAGGAAGCAUCCAGGCAAGCCCUUAUGGAUAAUGGCAACAACUUAGAAGCAGCACUGAAUGUACUUCUUAACAGCAAUAAACAGAAACCUGUUGUGGGUCCCCCUCCAAGAGGUAGAGGAAAAGGCAGGGGUCGAGGAAGAUCUGAAGAUGAAGACGACCUGGGGAAUGCAAGACCUUCAGCACCAAGCACAUUAUUUGACUUUUUGGAAUCUAAAAUGGGAACUUUGAAUGUGGAAGAACCUAAGUCACAGCUGCAACACGUUCAUCAGGGACAGUACAGAAUGUCAAAUACUGAGCAAAAUGGAGUGAAAGAUAAUAAUCAGCCAAGACACCUUCCUCGAAAUGAUACCAGACAGACAAGAAAUGAAAAACCUCCUCGUUUUCAAAGAGAUACACAAAACUUAAAAUCAGCUUUAGAAGGCAGUGGAUUACCUAGAAGUAGAGGUUCUGAGAGACUGAAUACUUCAACAGGAGCUGAAGUGUGGGCUGAAGAGAGAAUCAAGUGUGAUAGACCCUAUUCUAGAUAUGAAAGAACUAAAGAUACUUCAUACCCUUCAACAUCUCAGCACAGUGAUGGUGCUUUUAAAAAAAGAGAGAACUCUAUGCAAAGUAGACCAGGUAAAGCUCCAACAUAUGGAGAGGUGAAGGAAAAUCCACUUCCUCAAGAAUCUGUAGAUUAUAAUAACCAAAAACGUGGCAAAAGAGAAAACUACACAGGAAACCUAGAUCAUUUUUAUGACAGGAAGUCACGAACAAUAACUAACGAGGCUUUCAGUAAUGCAAAAAUGGAAAAACAUUUUAAAGUAAAUAUGAAUUAUCAACAUCCUGUCCGAAGUAAUUUCAUUGGUGUUCCAAAUGGAGAGACAGAAAUGCCGCUGAAAGGAAGACGAGUAGGACCCAUUAAGUCAGCAGGGCCUGCCACAGUUGAACCCUAUGAUGAUCAAAUAUUUUACAAUAGUGUGCCUAAAAGAAGGUCUGGGCCAAUUAAGCCAGAAAAAGUGCUAGAGUCAUCUAUCCCUAUGGAGUAUGCAAAAAUGUGGAAACCUGGAGAUGAAUGCUUUGCACUUUAUUGGGAAGACAACAAGUUUUACCGAGCAGAAGUUGAAGCCCUCCAUUCUUCGGGUAUGACGGCGGUUGUUAAAUUUAUUGAUUAUGGGAACUAUGAAGAGGUGCUACUAAGCAAUAUCAAGCCUAUUCAAACAGAGGCAUGGGAAGAAGAAGGCUCCUAUGACCAAACUCUUGAGUUCCGAAGAGGAGGUGAUGGCCAGCCAAGAAGAUCCACUAGGCCAACUCAGCAGUUUUACCAACCUCCCCGGGCUCGGAACUGAUAGGAAAGAUUCUUUAUGAAGAAAGGAGUCGUUGACUGAAACAUCCUUGUUAAGACCUGUUGGUAGACCUUCUACUUCCCUUCAGAAUAAGAUACAACCAUGAUGGAUAUUACUGUUUGAAGAAAGAAAAGCAGGUCUUAGGGGAGGGGGAAUUUCAAUCCACAUAAAGAAUGGAAAAAGAUACUGAGUUAAAUAAAGCAAAUACCUUUUACAAGUGAUAGGAAGAAUUUUUUUUCUUCUGACAUCAAUAAAACCAUUGUGCUAUUGCAUAUUGUUUCACUAUAUGUUUUAUUUGCCAAAUGUUAUUGUAUUUCUUGUUCAUCUGGUAACAACCCUGUGCUAAUUGCCCUCUACACACUACCAGUCAAAGCAUACAGGAAGAAACCUGUCUUUAUAAUUAUAAUAAUAAAUAGACUUCUAUAGCUUGCUACAUUUCUUAGCCAACAACCUGAAACCAGUCAUUAUGGUAGUAUCUACUAAAUGUGACAGAAAUGAAUAUUGAAAAUUGAUUGUUAUUUAUAGACCCCCUACUCCGGUAGCUUUUUCAGAUGUAAUUUAAUUCAAAAAGCAGGUAUUCUUCCUUUUAAACAUGCAGUGAGUCUUAUUUGGUCGCAAAUAACAGGAAAUCAUCUGAAGCCCUUUAAACAUUAAAAUGAAGUUAUUGACCCACUUCAUUACCUGAAAUGCAGUUUGAAGAUCGGUUAAUUUAGUGACUCAUCUUUUGGAGAUGUCAUGAAAGCCUGAUAUUAGAUCUCUCAUUUCUGUUUUCCUUAGGGUCAGAUUCACUGUAGAACAGAGUUGCCUCGUGUGGGCACAAGAUGAUUUCAAGCAACACUCAGAGCUAUCAAGUCUAAGUGCAGGGCAAGGACUGCCUCCAGAAGUGUGCUCAGAAGCAGAAAACAAA